AUGCGUAGCUUGGAUGAGGUAUGGAAAGCUGAUCUGGUGGAGAUGCAGCCAUAUGCACAAGAGAACAAAGGCUAUAAGUACCUGCUAACGGUUAUCGAUGUCUUCUCAAAGAACGCUUGGGCCGUACCUUUAAAACAGAAAACUAGAAACGAAGUGGCAGCAGCAAUGAAGUCUGUUCUAGAUCAGGGUCGUGUACCAAAAAACUUGCAUACCGAUCGAGAGUACAAUAAUAGCAAACAUCGCACAAUUGGGAUAAAGCCUAAAGAUGUCAGCAAGGAGAAUGAAGCUAUACUCCUCAUACGUUUUUCUCGCCAAGAAGGUAGAAAAAAAUCUAAAUUUAAGGUUGGAGAUAAGGCGCGGGUGAGCAAAAUGAAGCAAGUAUUUAAGAAGGCUUUUACACCUAACUGGUCAACAGCGAUUUUCACCAUUAGUCAAGUUGUACCAACAUAUCCAGUGCAAACUUACAAGCUAGAGGACUAUCAAGAUCAACCCAUCGCUGGUGGUUUCUAUGAGCAAGAACUCUUAAAAGCUAAACAUCUAGAUAUUUAUCUUGUGGAAAAAGUAUUGAAAAAGCGUGGGAAUCAGUUAUAUGUAAAAUGGUUAGGAUUUGAUGAUUCGCACAAUAGUUGGAUCAAUAAAUCAGAUUUGUAA
Molecule: messenger RNA, 651 nt
Organism: Nasonia vitripennis (jewel wasp)
Lineage: Eukaryota; Metazoa; Arthropoda; Insecta; Hymenoptera; Pteromalidae
Exons: 2
Coding region: 1-651 (216 amino acids)
Biological process (GO): DNA integration
Molecular function (GO): nucleic acid binding
Source: RefSeq, a predicted model, not a curated record